AUGAGUUCAAAUUUGCCGGACACCUCAGCAGUCAAUGGCCAUCAAAACGGCAACGAUAUGACAACACAACAUCAAGCGGCGUCGAAUGCAUCGCCUGUUUUCCUAGACACCCAGCCAGGCCCCGAUCACAACUGGAAAAUUACUCUGGAAGGCAAGGUCAUUUGCAUCACUGGUGCCAACCGGGGCAUCGGCCUAGCCCUCGCAGAGGUCUGCUUAGCCAACGAUGCCGCCGACGUUUUCAGCCUAGACAUCUUCGAGCCCGGAGAAGAGUUUGCUGCUCUACAAAAAGCCAACCCAAAUAAACUACAUUACGUCCGCUGUGAUGUCACUUCUGAGGAGAGCAUUACCUCCGCAAUUGAUGCUGUUAUCGCGGCACGAGGUGCUAUCCAUGGUUUCAUCGCGAAUGCUGGCAUGACGAAGCACCAGCCAGCCCUCGACUUCAGCCGCGCCCAAUUGGACCAGCUAUUCAAUCUCAACGUAUUUGGUGCCUACUUCUGCGCCACGACUGUUGCUCGUCGGUUCAUUGAUCUGAAAAUUAAAGGAUCAAUCGUCUUCACUGCUUCUAUGACGUCCUAUCGCCCUAACCGCGCAGCACCUUCGGCUCCAUAUGGGGCGACAAAAGGAGCGGUGCGAAAUAUGACACACACACUUGCAAUGGAAUGGGCUAAGCAUGGUAUCCGCGUGAACUCAAUUUCGCCUGGCUUUAUCAAGACUGCCAUGACCUAUUUCGUGGAUCAAGCUCCAGACUGGGAUCUCAAGAUGCAAUACUAUGGCGGCAUGCCCAGGUUGGCCGAUCCCAAAGAACUUGGCGGAGCUUACGUAUACCUGCUCUCCGACAGUGCCUCAUAUACCACUGGCAUUGAUAUUCCGGUGGCUGGAAUUGUUGGUGCUUGGUAG
Messenger RNA from Penicillium brasilianum, 897 nucleotides. Lineage: Eukaryota; Fungi; Ascomycota; Eurotiomycetes; Eurotiales; Aspergillaceae. The record is from the annotation of a GenBank genome assembly.